AUCGGCCUUUUCUUCAUCUGCGCCGUUAUGUGGACGCAGAUACGACGGGGACUAACAGAAUGUCUGUUCCAGAUGGACCUCCGUAUGGACGGAAAUCUUCUUCAUCCGCAUCACCAUGCUGCUCAGAUGUGGAGUUUGGCUGUUGUUGGCUAAAAGUGGCAUAAUUGAGAUUCAGCAGGGGAUUGUCCUGUUCUCCUGCUGAUCCCAAGCACACCCUUCAACUAACCGAAAAACAGCACAGAAGUGCAUGCAAGGGAUCUUGUGCCUCUCCCAGUCCCUGCAUGUGCAAGAGGGCAUUAUGCAAUCCUUCCCGAAGUUCACAGAGUACCAGCCUGUAGGGUCAGUCUGGCUCUUCACUGAACAACCCCUCACCCACUUCGGUGAAGUCCUCCGCCCUGAUUGUGCUGGCCUUCUCAAUUUGGUUGGUGACAUGCUCCGCCAUCCCGCGGGGUCGGUCUCACAGGAACGGUUUGGUGGAUUAAUUGUAUUUUCUAUAAUUUGACGAGCACUUCACGUUCAGCUCUGUGUACCUUGGUGUAGAGAUGAAAUUGAAAUGACUAAUUGCAUCAUUCAAAUCCACAUUUUAAAGCAGAGCAUUCAUGAGAAUAGACUAAAUCAGGGAUGGGCAACUCCAGUCCUUUUGGUGUCACACUUUUGCCCCAGCCCCAGCUAACACACCUGACUCCAAUAAGCAACUAAUCAGGAUCUUCAAUUUAGAAUGCAAUUUAAUCAGCUGUGUUUUCUAGGGAUGGGGAAAAAGUGUGAUACCACUCCGGCCCCCGAGGACUGGAGUUGCCCAUCACUGGACUAAACACAAGCAAAGAAAAAAAAUGCAUAAAAAAAAAAAAUAGUACUUAUUUUUGAAUGGCUGUUGGGAAGAAGUUGGUUACCAAGUCGGUCAACAGAUCACUCAGGCUACAAUUCUUGUAGCCUUCCUGAUUACCACACUUGAGAGCUUCAUUCUGCUGCUCGACCCUAUUAUUCAUGUAGAUGGCAACCUUCAUCCCCUCGUCACGAAACACAUGCACCCAUCUCUGUACAAAAACAAAAAAUCUGUGGAAUGACCUAAACCCAUUGAUCGCUGAAUAAUACAAUUUAUCAAUGCCUCAUAAAGAGCCUUAUACUAAUUGUCAACAGGAUACUCAUAAGAAUUAAUUACUUAUGAAUGAACUUUAACAAUCAAUAAUUAACCAGCCUAUUACACUAAAAAGUUAGAUUUAAAUCAAUGUCAAACCUGAGCUUGUGGCAGCCAUUUGUGAGAGAACCAAUCCCUCAGCUUUGGGUUCUCAAUCCACGAUCUACUGUUUUUCAGUUCAGCCAGGUUCCUGUUGAAGUCCUCAACCGUAGAGGGCCUGGCAAUUCCUUGUCCACUCAACCCAGACCUUCUCUCUAUGGAAGUCUCAGAGGAUUACCUUGGAUCCUCCGUUUGCACAAUGGUGUAGUCUCCAGCCCAAAGAUUCUUCCAAGAUGCCAGAGAGUGCGUGGAAGCUGGUAUUCUACACCAUGUCCUGGUCCUACAGCACCUACCUGCUCUUCUUCACCAACUACACCUUUUUCCACGACCCACCCUCCGUAUUCUAUGAAUGGAAGAGUGGCAUGACGGUGCCCAUGGACAUCGCCAUCGCCUACCUGAUCCAGGGCAGCUUCUAUGGACACUCCAUCUACGCCACGGUCUACAUGGAUGCCUGGAGGAAGGAUUCUACCGUCAUGGUGGUGCACCAUGUCAUCACCCUGGCCCUCAUCACCUUCUCCUAUGCUUUCAGAUUCCACAACAUCGGGUUGCUGGUGCUGUUCCUCCACGACAUCAAUGACAUCCAGCUGGAGUUCACCAAGCUCAAUGUAUACUUCAAGACCCGUGGAGGGGGCUACUACAUCAUCAACGACAUCCUGUCCAACAUGGGCUCUGUCAGCUUCAGCAUCACCUGGUUUUGGUUUCGUCUCUACUGGUUUCCUCUGAAGGUUCUGUACGCCACCUGUGUGUCCAGCCUCCAGUCCAUCCCAAACAUACCCUUCUACUUCUUCUUCAACUCCCUCCUCUUGGCACUCCUCUGCAUGAAUAUCUACUGGUUUUUGUAUAUAGUGGCAUUUGUGGUGAAGGUCUUGACGGGGCAGAUGAAGGAUGUGAAAGACCUGAGGGAGUACGAGGGUGAGGACAGAGCCCAGAGGGCUGCAACCCUGCUUAAGGCCCAGCAGCAGAUUAAAGAUGCAGGACAUCUCAACAAUUCUGCUGAAACUCAGCAACUCAACAACUCUGUUGAAGGGAAGCACUUGCAGAACGGGAUCACCAAGGAGAAGCAUCUAUAAUGGCCUCUCUAGCUCCACCUCCUGGCACUUAACUCUGAAUGCAAGCAACGCUAGGCAACCUAGAUUUAGGUCUAAGUGAUUUGCAGAAAGGAUGAAAAAACAUCAAGUGAUAAUUUUGUCAUUGUUUUAUUAUUAUAUCACUGUGGAUGUUAUUUCAGGGGACCUGUGUCUUAUAUUAACAUUAGAUUUGAAGAAAAAGUAAGGUGUGAGUUAUGUUAAUGUCCUUUCGUGUAGCCUACUGGGGCAUUUAGAAGUCAUGUAAGGUCUAACAAACACAAGACAAGGUUGAGCUAUUGAUUUUUAGACGUCUAGGCUAGACCCAUAAAAACGAGAUAACGUGCACACGUUGGAGGACAGGGCUCUAUUCAAUCUGUGUCGCUGAAGCGUUACAGAUUGCGAGACAGAAAUGUAAAGGUAAUUUUUGAUUGAGCCGACAUAUGCAGUGUUUAUCGUGAAUGCACUCUGCUAAACGUUGCCUUUAAAUUUCAAUCACAAUGUAAUGCUGACUUCCGCAAUACCGAUCGAUUAGAGCCUCUAAAGCAAUCACACAGUCACCAUGUCAAGGUCCUUUCUAGUAUACAGAGACCUGGAUCUGCAUUUUUAAAGAGCGUUCCUCUAAAAGCCUAGUGUCUUUUUUUGUUUAUACCCCCUCUUAUUCCAGGAGUGAAGGCUAAAAUACUAAAGGGAAGUAUUGCAUCAUGUCACCAUCGUGGGUGAGUGAGUGCAUGUUAGGGGCUAGUUUUGUUUUACAAACAUGUAUUAAUUUUCUUAUCAUUGCACAGGUUGAUAGUGACCACAUAUACAUUCCCUCAGCCUGACCUGCAAUAUUGGAAGACCCACGUCGGCGUAGUAUUGAUGUGUCUUUUAAAUGUGAAUGACUUGUGAACCGAUUUUUUAGCUGUCGAUAAAUAGGCAUUGGAAAUAUUGCUUGCAUUCCUGUAUGGAAAAUGCAUUGUCACAUUUUCUGUUUUUUUUAGCAACUGUUGGCGCACUGAAAUCAAGGCAUACAAGCUGAUAGCUGGUUAAUGACAGCUGAUGUAGCUAAAAUUGAUUAUGUUGAGUAUCAUCCUUAUGAUUUCGUUGAAGAUAUGGAUUUGAAUAAUCAAUUGGUGGUGCUUGUCAGGUUCACAGAAAAAUGUAAGCAAAUGGCCUUUACGUGUGUAAAAUAAGAUACAAAUCAAAUAUGAAAAACAUAAAUGCAGAUAUGGUAUUCAGGAAUGCAUGACAUUGCAAUGGUUUUGGAAUAUGCUAUGAAGUCAUAAAAUAAAACCCCACAAAUUAAGAAAACUACAAACUAUGUCAUCUUAACCUUUAUCAAUGUGCAGAACUCAUCUUAAAAAAGUUAAGUAAUUAGAGCAGACCAUCACACACUCAAAAUGGUUCUGUCCUUACAUUCGAAUGUGCCCCUGGUUGUGUGUGCCGCAACUCUCCCGUUUUUUUCUUUGCUGUGCCUGUGACAUAGGGGGGUGCUGUCCUUUUCGAUCAAAUUCAACCUCUUUCAUUUUGAUGAACAGUAUGCUUGUGCUGGAACAGGCCACAGAUGUCGGCAGGUAGAAGUGUCCAUAGUUGUUGAUGUGUCUUCCAGUCCCCAGCACUAGCUACCACUAGUGCCAGUGCCUGGGAUUACCUAGUUUUGAUAUUACAUUCAAACAUUAUCAUUAUAGAUAAUUUUAAUUGCUGCUGUUUCUGAAAACACUGUUUGUAAUCCAGUCGUCUGUCCCUUUUCCUGUGUAUGUGUCGGUUAAUGGUUUGUACAGAUGAUGUGCCCUGCCGUCUACCAUGGUACUGUCCACAAAGGUGUGCGCACUUUCCCUCCACCUCUGUCCAGCUCUCUCCUAGUCUGUCUGUCCUCUCCACCACAGACAAACACCACCAACAACCAGAUUGGCUUUGUGAGGUGAAACUACUCACAGCAAAUUCCCUCUGUUCAAGAAACAGUAUACUCCCACAUCCCCUUAAAAAAAUACAUUUCUGUCA
Molecule: messenger RNA, 4281 nt
Organism: Coregonus clupeaformis (lake whitefish)
Lineage: Eukaryota; Metazoa; Chordata; Actinopteri; Salmoniformes; Salmonidae
Product: ceramide synthase 1
Exons: 8
Coding region: 1468-2304 (278 amino acids)
Biological process (GO): ceramide biosynthetic process
Cellular component (GO): membrane
Molecular function (GO): sphingosine N-acyltransferase activity
Source: RefSeq, a predicted model, not a curated record